Messenger RNA from Cooperia oncophora, 759 nucleotides. The record is from the annotation of a GenBank genome assembly. NCBI's taxonomy places the organism in Eukaryota, Metazoa, Nematoda, Chromadorea, Rhabditida, Trichostrongylidae.
AUGGAAUUACUAAUUAUGAUAAACGCUUGCAAAAUCGCGUCAUCGUGUCGUGUAGCGGCUGUGAUUCCAUGUUUUCCGUACGCUCGCCAAGACAAGAAGGAUAAGUCACGGGCACCGAUAUCGGCAAAAUUGGUUGCCAAUAUGCUAUCCGUUGCUGGAGCUGAUCACAUCAUCACAAUGGAUCUUCAUGCCUCUCAAAUUCAGGGCUUUUUCGAUAUACCUGUUGAUAAUUUGUAUGCUGAGCCAGCUAUCCUCAAAUACAUCAAGGAGUCGAUUCCUAACUGGCAAACUUCAGUCAUCGUAUCUCCGGACGCUGGAGGAGCAAAAAGAGUAACCUCGAUUGCCGAUCGCCUCAAUGUUGACUUUGCUCUUAUCCACAAGGAACGGAAGCGUGCCAAUGAAGUUGAGAAGAUGACUUUGGUUGGAAAUGUUGAAGGCAAGGUUGCCUUGCUUGUUGAUGAUAUGGCAGACACAUGUGGCACAAUAUGCAUGGCAGCAGACAAACUUGUCGAAGCAGGCGCUGAAAAAGUAUACGCUUUCUGCGUUCAUGGAAUAUUUUCGGGACCCGCUCUGCAGCGUCUCAACAACUCGAAAUUCGAAGCAAUCGUGGUCACGAAUACCAUACCACAAGACGAAAAUAUGAAGCAAUGUCCAAAAAUUCAGUGCAUUGACAUCUCGAUGAUUCUCGCGGAAGCAAUUCGACGAACACACAAUGGCGAGUCCGUGUCGUAUUUGUUCUCUCAUGUUCCCAUUUGUUAG